Necator americanus (New World hookworm) is the source of this 438-nucleotide messenger RNA. RefSeq lists its product as uncharacterized. The transcript is spliced from 2 exons. The record is from RefSeq and is a predicted model, not a curated record. Bases 1 to 438 code for a protein of 145 amino acids. NCBI's taxonomy places the organism in Eukaryota, Metazoa, Nematoda, Chromadorea, Rhabditida, Ancylostomatidae.
AUGUGCAAUCAGUCUUCAUCCACCUCCGAACAUUUUUUUUCGCCAGAACAAACACAUAACUUUCAUGGCGAGGGCUUCGAACCCGCAAAACUGUUAAGUAUGAUAUUUCUGUCGGGACAGGAAAAAGGAAAGGAAAAGGAAAGAACUACAUCUCCACCAACUUCUUACGUUCCUUCCUUCCUUUUCUUCAGAGCCAUCAUCAGCCGAAGUUUCGCCCUCACCUCUCAUCGAGCUACCCCAUCCGGUCGCUAUGUACCCUUGCACACCGGCACCGAUCACGCCUCCACAAAUGACCCCUCUGCCUAUGGUUCUUCCGCCGCCGCAGAUUCUCCCGGCGGUGCCGAGUCCGUUCUUUCUUCCGUUGCCGCUUUUUCAGAUCUUUACGCAACUCACGCAACAACCGCACUAGCUCUCACUGCAUUGUACCAUAGGCGCUAA